AUGAACACCUGGAAACACAUAAACGAGCCUGACUUUAUCCUGAUGGGACUGACAGAUUCCAAGAAGAUCCAACUGGUCCUCUCUGUGCUGUUUCUCCUGAUAUACCUGGUUACUGUGCUGGGGAACACAGGGAUGAUUCUCAUCAGGGUUCAUCUAGAUGCAAAGCUUCACACCCUAAUGUAUUUCUUUCUCACUCACCUGUCAUUCCUUGACCUCAGUUACUGUACUGUCAUCACACCUAAAACCUUAGAGAACUUGCUGACUUCCAGCAAGAGAAUUUCAUUUGUGGGCUGCUUCAUCCAGUUGUACUUUUUUGUCCUGUUUGCUGCUGCUGAAUGUUUCCUUCUGGCAUCAGUGGCCUAUGACUGCUAUGUGGCUAUCUGCAACCCUCUACAAUACUCAGUUAUGUCCACAAGACUCGGUCGUAUGCUUCUCACUGGGUCCUAUAUGAUGGGAGCUAUAGAUUCCUCUGUUAAUAUGUUGUGUCUGAGCAGAGGUCAAAUUAUUCCUUUCUGCAGAGGAUACGAUACUGACUAA
Molecule: messenger RNA, 537 nt
Organism: Nannospalax galili (Upper Galilee mountains blind mole rat)
Lineage: Eukaryota; Metazoa; Chordata; Mammalia; Rodentia; Spalacidae
Product: olfactory receptor 8H1-like
Exons: 2
Coding region: 1-537 (178 amino acids)
Biological process (GO): sensory perception of smell; G protein-coupled receptor signaling pathway
Cellular component (GO): membrane
Molecular function (GO): G protein-coupled receptor activity; odorant binding; olfactory receptor activity
Source: RefSeq, a predicted model, not a curated record